AUGAUAUUUUUUCUUCAUUUGUUACUUUGUUUCUUUUCUUUCUUUCUUUCUUUCUUUCUUUCGGGUGAAUUUUUCUUUCAUUUUAAAGUUGCAUUUGUUUUUUAUCUCCUUCUGGCUCUUUGUUUACGUGUCUGUUUUUUUCUUUGUUUCUUUGGGUUUUUUUUGUUUUUUUUUGUUUUUUUUUCUAUUAAUUUUUCGAUCAUUCCAAAGUUGAAUUUUCUUAUUUUUCUUUCAAUUCCUUCGUUUUCUUUCUUUCUUUCUUUCUUUCUUUCGGAUGAAUUUUUCUUUCAUUUUAAAGUUGCAUUUGUUUUUUUAUCUCCUUCUGCCUCUUUGUUUAUGUGUCUGUUUCUUUCUUUGUUUCUUUGUUUUUUUGUUUUUUUCGUUUUUUUUCUAUUAUUUUUUCAAUUUCUUUCUUUCUUUUUUCUUUCUUUCUUUCUUUUUCUUUUCUUUUCUUUUUUUUCUGAUUUGAAUUUUCUUUUUUUCUCCUUCAUUCCGGCUUUUUCUUUGUGCUUUCUUUCUUGUAUUAUUUUUUUGUUUUUUUUUCAUUUUCUUCUUUCAUUCUUUUCGACUUUCUUUCCUUCUUUAUUUCUUUUCUUUCUUUCUUUCUUUCUUCUUUUUCAUUUUUUUUUUUCUUUCUUUGCCUUUUUUUAUAUGUUUUUUCAUUUCUUUUUUCUUUCUUUUUUCUUUUUGCGACUUCACUUUCCUUGUAUAUUUACUUGCUUCAUUCUUUUCUUUUUCCUUCUUUCCUUUCUUUCUUUCUUUCUUUUCUUUCCUUUCGGCUGUGUAGCUGCAUAUUUAUUUGAUUCUUUUUCUUUCUUCUUUCUUUCUUUUUUUCUCAGUUUAAUUCAUUUUUUCUUUGCUGGCCUCUUUUUCUUCUUCCUUUCAUUUCCUUCUUUCUUUUCCUAUCGGCUGUUUUCCUGCAUAUUUGUUUUCUUUCUUUUUUUCUUUCUUUCCUUUUUUGUUUUUCUUUUAAUUCAUUUUUUGCUGUCUUUUUCCUUCAUUCCUUUCAUCGGCUGUGUAGCUGCAUAUUUGUUUGAUUCUUUUCUUUCAUUCUUUCUUUUUUGUUACUUUUUUUCUCUAGUUUUAAUUCUUUCUUUUCUUUUUAAUUCAUUUCUUUUUGCUGGCAUCUUUUUUCCUUCAUUCCUUUCAUUCCUUCUUUCUUUUUCCUAUUUAAUUCAUUUCUUUGCUGGCCUCUUUUUUCUUUUCAUUUCCUUUCAUUUUCUCUUUUCCUUCUUUCUUUUCCUAGUUUUAAUUCAUUUCUUUGCUGGCAUCUUUUUGCAUCAUUUGUUUGAUUUCUUUUUUUUCUCUUUCAUUUUUUUUGAUUCUUUCCUUUUUUUUUGUUCCUUUUUUUCUUUUCUCAGUUUAAUUCAUUUCUUUGCUGGCUUUUUUUUUUCCUUCAUUCCUUUCCUUCCUUCUUUCUUUUCCUAUUUAAUUCAUUUCUUUGCUGGCCUCUUUUUUCCUUCAUUCCUUUCCUUCCUUCUUUCUUUCCUACUGCAUAUUUGUUUGAUUCUUUUUCUCUUUCAUUCUUUUCUUUCCUUUUUUUUUGUUUACUUUCUCUCUCAGUUUAAUUCAUUUCUUUGCUGGCCUCUUUUUUUCCUUCAUUCCUUUCAUUCCUUCUUUCUUUUCCUAGUCGGCUGUGUAGCUGCAUAUUUGUUUGAUUCUUUUUCUCUUUCAUUCUUUCUUUCCUUUUUUGUUGCUUUCUUUCUCAUCGGCUGUGUAGCUGCAUAUUUGUUUGAUUCUUUUUCUCUUUCAUUCUUUCUUUCCUUUUUUGUUGCUUUCUUUCUCAUCGGCUGUGUAGCUGCAUAUUUGUUUGAUUCUUUUUCUCUUUCAUUCUUUUUCCUUUUUUUAUUUGCUUUUUGUUGCUUUCUUUCUCAGUUUAAUUCAUUUCUUUUGCUGGCCUCUUUUUUCCUUCAUUCCUUUCCUUCCUUCUUUCUUUUCCUAGUCGAAUUCUGUGUAGCUGCAUAUUUGUUUGAUUCUUUUUUCUCUUUCAUUUCUUUCUUUCCUUUUUUUGUUUUGUUGCUUUCUUUCCAGUUUAAUUCAUUUUCUUUGCUGGCAUCUUUUUCCUUCAUUCCUUUCAUUCCUUCUUUCUUUUCCUAUUUAAUUCAUUUCUUUUUGCUGCAUCUUUUUUUUCUUCAUUCCUUUCAUUCCUUCUUUCUUUUCCUAGUCGGCUGUGUAGCUGCAUAUUUGUUUUCUUUUUUCUCUUUCAUUCUUUCAUUCUUUUUCUUUCUUUCUCAUUUUUUCUUUCAUUUCUUUUUCCUUCCUGGCUUUCUGUUUAUUUGUUUUUCUUUUUCUCUUUCAUUCUUUCUUUCCUUCUUUCUUUCCUUUUUCAUUUUCUUUCUUUUUUUCAGUUUUCAAUUCUUUUCUUUUUCUUUCUUUCUUUCUUUUUUCUUUUCUCUUCAUUCUUUCUUUCAUUUUGUUCUUUCUUUUCAUUUUUCUUUCUUUCCUUUUUUGUUUUUCUUUCUUUCUUUUCAGUUUAAUUCAUUUCUUUUCUCUUUCUCUUUUUUCCUUUCUUUCCUUUCAUUCCUUCUUUCUUUUUCCUUCAUCGGCUGUGUAGCUGCAUAUUUGUUUGAUUCUUUUUCUCUUUCAUUCUUUCUUUCCUUCUUUGUUGCUUUCUUUCCUAUUCCAUUGUUUUUUGCUGCCUUCUUUAUUCCUUUUUCUUCCUGUUUUCCUUUUAUUUUUUAUUUUGUUUUUCUCCCUUCCUUCUUUUCCGUAUUUCUUUUCUUUCUUCCUUUUUAUCGAAUUUCUUUAGUUUUAUAUUUUCAAAAUGUCCUUUCUCCAUUCUUUCCUCAUUUUUCCUUUGUUAUUUUUAUUAUGUAUCUUUCUAUGUUUCUUUUUCUAAUUGCAUUUUUUCUUUUUUAUAAUAUAUUCAUUCUUACUUUCCUUCUUUCAAUCAUGCAUUCUUUCAUAUUUGUCUAUUUCUUAUUCAUUCUUUCUUUCUAUCCUUCCUUUAUUUUUCAUUCAUUUCUCUUCUUUUAUUUAUUCUUUCAUUCAUUUGUUAUUCCUUCUUUCCGUCCAUCCUCCCUUAUUUUCAUUCAUUUCUUUUUCCUUCAUUUAUUCUUUCAUUCAUUAGUUAUUCCUUCUUUCUUUCCAUCCUUCUUUUAUUUUUCAUUCGUUUAUUUUUCCUUCAUUCAUUCUUUCAUUCAUUUCUUAUUCCUUCUUUCUUUCUAUCCUUCCUUUAUUUUUCAUUCAUUUCUCUUCUUUUAUUUAUUCUUUCAUUCAUUUGUUAUUCCUUCUUUCUUUCCAUCCUCCCUUAUUUUCAUUCAUUUCUUCUUCCUUCAUUUCUUCUUUCAUUCAUUAUUAUUCCUUCUUUCUUUCUAUCCUUCCUUUAUUUUUCAUUCAUUUCUCUUCUUUUAUUUAUUCUUUCAUUCAUUUGUUAUUCCUUCUUUCCUUCCAUCCUCCCUUAUUUUCAUUCAUUUCUUUUUCCUUCAUUUAUUCUUUCAUUCAUUAGUUAUUCCUUCUUUCUUUGAUCCUUCCUUUAUUUUUCAUUCAUUUCUUUUUCCUUCAUUUAUUCUUUCAUUCAUUUCUUAUUCCUUCUUUCUUUCUAUCCUUCCUUUAUUUUUCAUUCAUUUAUCUUCUGUUAUUUAUUCUUUCAUUCAUUUGUUAUUCUUUCUUUCCUUCCAUCCUUCCUUUAUUUUCAUUCAUUACUUUUUCCUUCAUUUAUUCUUUCAUUCAUUUGUUAUUCAUUCUUUCUUUCCAUUCUUCUUUUAUUUUUCAUUCAUUUCUUCUUUUAUUUAUUCUAUCAUUCAUUCGUUAUUCCUUCUUUCCUUCUAUUUGUUAUUCCUUCAUCCUUUCAAUCUUUCUUUUAUUUUUCAAUCAUUUCUUCUUUUAUUUAUUCUAUCAUUCAUUCGUUAUUCCUUCUUUCCUUCCAUUUGUUAUUCCUUCAUCCUUUCAAUCUUUCUUUUAUUUUUCAUUCAUUUCUUCUUUUAUUUAUUCUAUCAUUCAUUCGUUAUUCCUUCUUUCCUUCCAUUUUUACUCCUUCUUUCCUUCCAUCCUUCCUUUAUUUUCAUUCAUUUAUUUUCCCUUCAUUUCUUCUUUCAUUCAUUUGUUAUUCCUUCUUUUUUUCAAUCCCUCCUUUAUUUUUCACUCAUUUCUUUCUCCUUCGUCCCUUCACUUAUUCUUUCAUUCAUUUCUUCUUAUCUUCCUUCUUUGCUUCUUAUAUUUUUAUAUUUAAUUCCUCUUCCAAUUUUUUGUAAUCUACUUCCGUUUUUUUUUUCUUUUCUUUAUUCAAUAUAUCCGAGUCUACUUUAUUCCCACCUGAAUUAA
Molecule: messenger RNA, 4263 nt
Organism: Acanthosepion pharaonis
Lineage: Eukaryota; Metazoa; Mollusca; Cephalopoda; Sepiida; Sepiidae
Source: the annotation of a GenBank genome assembly